GAUAGUUCACUCUUUCAUUUGUUGCUAAAAGAGUAAAAGGUUCUCCUUUUCUUUUAUAUUUUGUCCCUUCGUAUUUCCCAAUUUACCCUCUUUGUCUACCUUCCUCCAGCUUGUGUCAUGUUGAAUCCUAGCCUUGCAUUGGAAAUCAUGGAGUUCGUGGGCGCCAAGGUCAGGAAAACUCCUUUUCAUGCCAGAUCUGCCUAUUCUCCGCCUCAUAGAUUUGUUCGAGCAUGGUGGCGAUGACGAUAGCUAGUGUUGAUUCCUCGGCGCCUGGGUAACCGCUAUUCAGUGCUAGUUCAGCCGCUUCGGGUAGCAAGUUUAUCGGCAUUUCUUAGUUGGAUGGGAUCCGUACCUGUGUUGAAGUGGCCUAGGAAUGGUUAUAGAAAGCUGAAUCAUAAAGAAUCCGAUAAUGCACUACUUCCAAUGGCCGAAUUGAAAAAGGGCAACAAGGCAUCCUUCGAAAAAAGUCAGAGUUGUCUUGAAAGUUCUGAUGAAUCUUAUGACAAGCAACUUUAUGGAUGGUAUGGUGCCAUUCAGAGACAGAUUCGAAGAUCUCAAUACCAAAUGCGAUACAGUCAACCAGUUCGAAUAACAGUUUCCAUUGUUGUUCUCCUUUGCUUGAUUGUUUUAAUUGCGAUUCGCGCUAUGUAGAAGGAAGAAGGCUUAGACACACGUGAUGAUAUCAGUUUGUAGCUGGCAAGAGCAUGAGGAAUGACAAGCUUUUGCUUCAAGCUAAUUUAACAUUUCAAAUGCUUUGGGAUUUAAUAUUUAUAGCCAACCAUAGCAUUUACUCAGUUAUUCAUUUGUUGCUAAAAAGUUCUCCUUUUCUUCUUCUUCUUUUUUUUUCCCCUUCCUAUUUUAAAAUUGUUCAUCAAGAGCUCUCUCUUGUAGUGGUAUCACAAGUCAUAAGAUGCAUGAGAUGGAGAUGAAAGAGGGAAUGGACAUGUUAGACCUUCUUGAUGAGCUUUGGUUUUGUACCGACUCCUUUUAUAACAUGUACAUAUUCAAGAUGA
Molecule: messenger RNA, 1013 nt
Organism: Arachis ipaensis
Lineage: Eukaryota; Viridiplantae; Streptophyta; Magnoliopsida; Fabales; Fabaceae
Source: RefSeq, a predicted model, not a curated record